Molecule: messenger RNA, 1443 nt
Organism: Chaetomium globosum CBS 148.51
Lineage: Eukaryota; Fungi; Ascomycota; Sordariomycetes; Sordariales; Chaetomiaceae
Exons: 2
Coding region: 1-1443 (480 amino acids)
Biological process (GO): guanine metabolic process
Cellular component (GO): cytosol
Molecular function (GO): zinc ion binding; guanine deaminase activity
Source: RefSeq, a predicted model, not a curated record
AUGGCCACCAAAAACAAGCUGUUUCUCGGGUUGUUUAUACACAGCAAGGCGCUGAACGAGCUGGAGUAUCUGCACGACACAGCCGUGGGUGUGGAUAAGGAAGGAAAGAUUACUAUCGUGGAGAGGGAUUGCGAUGAGAAGAAGGCGAGAGAGACGGUGCUUCCGCGGCUAGGGUGGAAGGACGCCGAGGUGGAGGUUGUCAAGGCGAAAGAGGGCCAGUUCUUCUUCCCCGGGUUUAUUGACACACAUAUCCACGCUCCGCAAUACCCCAACGCCGGCAUAUUUGGCAACUCCACCCUCCUUGACUGGCUCGACACUUACACCUUCCCGCUCGAAGCCUCCCUCUCCGACCUCGCCAAGGCCCGCCGGGUCUACACCCGGGUUAUCCACAAAACCCUCUCCCACGGCACCACCUGCGCGGCCUACUACGCCACCAUCGACGUGCCGGCAACCAACCUCCUCGCCGACCUCUGUUACGCCCGCGGCCAGCGCGCCCUCAUCGGCCGCGUGUGCAUGAACGAGCCCUACACCUCACCCACCAACUACCGCGACGAGUCGGCCGAAGCCUCCCUCGCCGCCACGCGUGCUAGCAUCGCACACAUCCGCACCCUGGACCCAACCCACACGCUCAUCCAACCCAUCAUCACGCCGCGCUUCGCCCCCAGCUGUACCUUCCCGCUGCUCGUCCAACUCGGCGCCCUGGCCGCUGAAACCGCCCUCCCCAUCCAGACGCACAUCUCAGAAAACCGCGCCGAGAUCGCGCUCGUCAAGACCCUCUUCCCGCGGGCCGUCACGGGCGCUGCCGACGACAGCUACGCGGGGGUGUACGACGCGGCGGGCCUGCUGACGGGGCGCACGGUGCUGGCGCACGCGGUGCACCUGACGGCGGGCGAGGCGGCGCUGGUGGCGCGGCGCGGCGCCAAGGUCAGCCACUGCCCCGGCAGCAACACGGCGCUGGGCAGCGGCGCGGCGCGCGUGCGGCGCCUGCUCGACCGUGGCAUCGUCUGCGGCCUCGGCACCGACGUCAGCGGCGGGUUUAGCCCCAGCGUGUUGGAGGCCGCGCGGGCCGCCGUCAUGGUCAGUCGGCAUGUGGUGUUUAUGGGGGAGGCGGCGCCGGCGGGGGGUGUGGGUGAGGAUAGGGAGAGGGAGAAGUUGAGUGUGGAGGAGGCGUUGUUUUUGGCGACGAGGGGCGGGGCGGAGGUGGUUGGGCUUGAGGAGCGGGUUGGCAGGUUUGCGGUCGGGAUGGAAUGGGAUGCGCAGUUGGUUGGGCUCGGAGUGGUCGGGGAAGAUGGUGAUGCUGUUGGUGACGAGGACGGCGGCGAUGUGGAUGUCUUUGGCUGGGAGACCUGGCCGGAUCGGGUGGCGAAGUGGGUGUAUAAUGGCGAUGAUAGGAACACGAAGAUGGUGUGGGUGAAGGGGCGGCUGGUGCACGCACGGAAGUAA